This is a messenger RNA of Alternaria alternata, 750 nucleotides long. Its product is annotated as alpha/beta-hydrolase. The record is from RefSeq and is a predicted model, not a curated record. The coding region runs from base 1 to 750 and encodes 249 amino acids. NCBI's taxonomy places the organism in Eukaryota, Fungi, Ascomycota, Dothideomycetes, Pleosporales, Pleosporaceae. The transcript has a single exon.
AUGUCUAAGAAGCCUGAACUCGUACUUAUUCCAGGCGCCUGGCACACACCCUCCCACUUUAACCCCCUAAUCACCAAACUACGCGCUCUAGGUUACACAACGCACUCCGCUCAGCUAGCAUCCGUUGGCAAUCCCGACCCCCCAGCCGACCUCACAGAAGACAUCGCCAUUGUCCGCGCACUCGUACUCAACGCCAUUGGCGAUUCAGGAAACGACGUCGUCGUCCUAGCACACAGUUGGGGUGGUAUCAUCUCCGGGUGUGCGUUAGUCGGGCUAGGCAAGAAAGAGCGGAAAGCACAAGGGCUUAGCGGUGGAGUGAUGAGAACGGGGUAUAUGGCAGCGUAUAUUCUGGACGAGGGGAUCUGUUUGCAGGAUGCCAUUCACCACUUUAUUCCCGAGUGGGUGGACGUCCAGGAGCCAUAUGUUUAUGCAAAAGUUGCAAAGAUCUUCUAUGGUGACCUGCCCGAGGACGAGGGACAAUACUGGUUCGAGCAAAUCAAGUCACAGGCUGUAGCUUCGUUCUAUGCGCCUGCUACGGGUGCGGCUUGGAAGGAGAUACCGACUAGCUACCUAUUAUGCGAAGACGAUGAGUGUGUUCCGCCGCAGGUUCAGGAAGGCAUGGUUAAUGGGGUGAGAGAGGCGGCUGGAGAGAUCGAGGUCACGAGGCUGAAGAGUGGACAUAGUCCGUUUUUGAGUCGGGUUGAGGAGACGGUGGUCUGGGUUCAGAGGGUUGCUGGUGAUGCUGUUUAG